Molecule: messenger RNA, 1360 nt
Organism: Arabidopsis arenosa
Lineage: Eukaryota; Viridiplantae; Streptophyta; Magnoliopsida; Brassicales; Brassicaceae
Source: the annotation of a GenBank genome assembly
AGAGAGGGAACAAACACAAAAGCAAUGUCGCAACUCUUAUCUUCUCCUCCAAUGGCGGUCAACUCCAAUCCUCGCUUUCUCUCUUCGUCUUCAGUACUCGUCGCCGGCGGUUUUGCAGUGAAACACCAUGGAUUCGCCUUGAAACCGACGACGAAGACGGUGAAGCUCUUCUCGGUUAAGUCCCGCCAGACGGAUUACUUCGAGAAGCAGAGAUUCGGUGACUCUUCUUCUUCUUCUUCUCAAAAUGCUGAAGGAUUGCCUGCUAGAUUUUACGUGGGUCAUUCAAUAUACAAAGGGAAAGCUGCGCUAACAGUGGAGCCAAGAGCACCAGAGUUCGUGGCUUUAGACUCUGGAGCUUUCAAGUUGUCGAAAGAUGGUUUCCUAUUGCUCCAGUUUGCUCCUUCUGCUGGUGUACGACAAUAUGAUUGGAGCAAGAAACAGGUGUUCUCAUUGUCUGUUACAGAAAUCGGAACUCUAGUUAGCCUAGGCCCGAGGGAAUCUUGUGAAUUCUUCCAUGAUCCAUUCAAGGGAAAAAGUGAUGAGGGAAAAGUGAGGAAAGUGUUGAAAGUUGAGCCUCUCCCAGAUGGUUCUGGUCACUUCUUCAACCUAAGUGUUCAAAACAAGCUUGUGAAUGUGGAUGAGAGCAUUUACAUACCAAUUACUCGAGCAGAGUUUGCUGUUCUUAUCUCUGCCUUCAAUUUUGUCUUGCCUUACCUUAUAGGGUGGCAUGCAUUUGCAAACUCCAUCAAACCAGAAGACACAAACCGUGUGAACAACGCUUCGCCUAACUAUGGAGGAGACUAUGAAUGGAAUAGAUGAUGAAUCUUAGGGCCAUAAUAGGAACAUAUAUCAGAGAUCAUCCUACCCUUUUUGUUUUGCUGAUAGGUUUCUUGAAGAUUGAUAUAUGUUCGUAGGUAGCACAAAAGACUUAAAGUAGUGUUAUUUUCGUCCUUUUGACCAAAUGUGGAAGUGAAAAGCCAGAUCAUUUUGUGUUUAAGUGGUUGUAUCUCAAAACAUCAGUCCAUUGCUUUGUCUGAUCUUAGUUGUUUUUGAUUGAAGAGCAAAUCUCAAUUUGAAAUUCUGAGUACAAGCUAGUAUGAUCCAAAUGCCUAGACUUUGAGACGAGGCUUGAAGGUGAGAAUUGGUUUGUCUGGAGAGAUUGGAGAAACAAGACAGACCACACAAGCCUUCUCUUUAGUAACAACAACAUCACUCUACUCAUGUGGUUUGGGUCUGAUUUUUAUUUUUUGUCCGGUUAGCGGUACAAUGGUUUAUUUUGGUUUAUUAGUGCCUCUUAUCCUAAGAUAUAACAUAGAAAAAUAUCUAUAUUUGGUUACUACAUUAAAAAUAUCCUAAGAUU